CCGCGUCGUCGCGUCGUCGGUGGUGGCUGCAGUCCUGCAAGCUGUGGCCUGCGUUCCGGGUUCCCGUAGCGUCCUCUCGCCAGUUCAUGGACACGGAAGUGUGGAGUGCCGACUCGACGAGCUAAGUUGGAAAGUGACAGAAUUUCUCACCUUCACUGAUUCGAACCUGUCCCGCCAUCCCGGCAGUGUGGGUACUCUUACAAUAGAAAUGUAGAAUAUGUUGGCAACGAACCGCCCCCUCGGUUGUCGUCAGCUGAUUUUUACACACACCUGCCUGUCAUUCAAAUAUCCUUAUUUUUAUUUUCGUCGCCGCCUUGGUUUUGGAAAAUGUCUGGGAAAGUUUGCAGCGGUGCACGAUAUAACCUAUAAAUUCUUCUGCUGUAGAGGAGGCGAUGACAAAGAUACAUCACUAAAACAUUUGAUUGUAUCUGCCAAACCACCCUCCAAGUCUACCAGCAAGAAGGAUGCUUCAGGAGACCAAGCAAUGAAAACUAAGAAUGCACUGUUGACAGUUGCUUCAAUUUUUUUGGUAUCGCUGUUGGGACUGGCUUAUGUAUACUUCUCCUUCCCACAGUUAGAGGACCAUGAGAAACAACAUGUAAAACUGCCAUGGGAUAUAGAAGACGCAAAGAAACUUGGACAGGUCUUGGAUCGCUAUAAAGAUCGCUAUUUCACUGAAGUGCUGGGUGGCAUUUUUAUCACUUAUAUAUUCCUUCAAACAUUUGCUAUUCCAGGAUCCAUCUUCCUAUCAAUUCUUAGCGGAUUUUUGUUUCCGUUCCCCAUUGCUUUGCUCCUCGUUUGCUUUUGUUCAGCGACUGGUGCUUCUCUGUGUUUCCUCUUGAGCUCACUUGUUGGCCGAAGAGUAGUGUACAAGUAUUGGCCAGAAAGAGCUGCUCAGUGGGCAGCAACGGUAAAAAAGCAGAAUGACAAUUUAUUUAACUACAUGGUCUUUCUUCGUGUCACUCCCUUUCUUCCCAACUGGUUCAUCAACAUAGUUGCCCCUGUGAUAGAUGUCCCAAUAAAGCCAUUUUGGCUUGGAACAUUUUUUGGAGUAGCGCCACCAUCUUUUGUUGCAAUCCAGACUGGGAAGACACUUCAUCAGCUGUCGUCAUCAGAUGCUAAGUUUUCCUGGAACUCUGUCAUACUAUUGGCUGUUUUUGCAGUUCUCUCACUCAUUCCAGUUCUUGUAAAACAGCGGUUACGUCGAAAGUUUGAAUAGGCCUUGUUCAAGAUUUCUCUCUAGACCAAUAUUACGUUUUUACUAUAAUACAUUAGGAGGUUUUAUCACCCAAAACAGUUUCUACAGGCAUGGCUGCUAUAUGUUUAUUAUUCUGUGAUGUACCUAUAAGUGGAGUGUGUCGGAAGAAAGUUCAUUUGGCCUAGGUUUAAUUAAUAUAUGUGCCUAUUCUUGAUGAGCUCACUUCAAAAUUUACUCAUACCUUUUUUGACUGAACAUGUUGACUGUGUCUAAAUAUUUGUCAGUAUUUAAUUUUGCUGGGAAGCAUUAUUAGAGUGUCUUCAUACAAAAUCAUAAGACCAAGAUUCUUGUAUUACCUAUCAAUGGAGAUAUUGUUCUCUUUGAUGAGCUUGUCAUAAUUCAUCUUCAAUCAAACAGGUUGUGACUUCAGUUGUAGAGUUGCUGUAAAUCUGUUCUUUGGUGGGUUAAAAGAGAUCUCUUUUUCAAAACAAUAUAUUUGAAAGUCUGUUUUUAUUAGUUUCUGCUGCCAGAUAUUUGUCAGGAAAGUGCCACCGAGGUAAAGCAGUCAUUAUUAUCUGUUCUGAGAAGAUCCUUCUAUAUUCUAGUCUAUUCAUAUUAUUUGCAUUUAUUUGUGUGUGUGCGUGUGAGUGAUUCUGUGUGGUCCUUUGUUCUUUUCCAAAUCAUAUCAAGGUUUUUCUUAUAACAGUUUUGUGUGGAUCACCACGGUUAUCAACCGCAUGGACAAAGCUUCAAAGUUUGAAGUUUCUGUUUUCAUGUUGGUGUCAACUUUUUGUCACUCAGAUACUGUUCUUUUUAAUUUAUUUACUUGUCCAAGUGUUUUGUCUUCCUUAUAUCCAAGAGAGCGUUUCGCUGCUGCAGUUUGUUUUGUGUCUAAUAUGCAGAAGACGUUCUUAAUGGAUGUAGAUUUUGUAAUAGAUAUCCUUGAUGUUACUUCUCUGAAAGCAUGUGUCAUAAUUCCACAGCAAGACUAGCCUGUGUCUACCCUAUUUUAUUGACCCUCUCUUCCCAUUUUGUUACUGUUUUUAAAGAAUAUAGAUGAUGGAAAAAUG
Messenger RNA from Thrips palmi, 2268 nucleotides. RefSeq names its product transmembrane protein 41B-like. Bases 218 to 1219 code for a protein of 333 amino acids. The transcript is spliced from 8 exons. NCBI's taxonomy places the organism in Eukaryota, Metazoa, Arthropoda, Insecta, Thysanoptera, Thripidae. Gene Ontology annotation, cellular component: endoplasmic reticulum membrane. The record is from RefSeq and is a predicted model, not a curated record.